CGACUCUCCGUUCCUUCGUUCUCGUUGCUUGGAGCAACCCUAGUAAUGGCUUCUUCCAAAAAAAUGCUCCAGAUUUUCGUUGCUUCCCCUGACCUCGGCCUCCCUUCCCGAUCCCUAACCCUAUCACCCUAUCUCACCCUCCACAGCUUAAAGCUCUCUCUAUUCCCCUCCCAAAACCUAACACAAACCCUAAACUGCCUCUACUUUUCCCUCAAUGGCAAACCCCUCCUUGACUCCUCCACGCUUUCUUCCGCUGACGUUAAACCAUCCUCCCUCCUCACCCUACGCCUCCGAUUCUCUGGUGGCGGAGGAGAUGGCGGCGCUACCGGCGCCGAAUCCCGCGAUUGUUACCUCAACAUGUACGCUGUCAAAAAGCCCGACAAGGUUGACCCGAACGAGACCCGACUUUCGCGCUGGACUACUUGCGCUUUCUCCUCCGAGCCGCUCGCCCCUCCUUGCGUGAUCGAUCGCAUCGGUAAUAUCUUCAACAAGGAGUCACUCGUAGAAGCUCUCAUCCACAAGCGGCUUCCCAAGGAGUUCAGCCACAUAAGACGGUUGAAAGAUAUGAUUCCUGUCCAUCUUUCACCGAUUCCUGAUGCUGGUAGACAGGAGAUGAGGUUCCAGUGCCCAAUUUCUGGGCUUGAAUUCAAUGGAAAGUAUGGAUUUGUUGCUAUUAAGGGAUGCGGGCAUGUUUUAAGUGGAAAGGCUCUAAAGGAGGUGAAAACGUCAGCUUGCUUGGUUUGCCAUAAGGAGUUCUCCGAGUUGGAUAAGAUUGUGAUUAAUGGUACUUUGGAGGAGGUGGCUUUGUUGAGGGAGAGGAUGGAGGAGGAGAGGGGAAGGUCGAGGGAGAAGAUGGAGAAGAAUGUUGGGUGUAGUUUGAGUGGUGCAAAACAUGGCGUUGGUGAGACAGCUGGGAGCUUGGAGUGUGUUGGGAAGGAUAGGAGUGCGAAGAGGUUUAAGGCAGUGGAUAUUGCUCCUGUCAAUGCCACCAAGGAGGUUUAUGCUUCUAUCUUUACUUCUUCUAAGAAAACAGAGUUUAAAGAGACUUAUUCUUGCCGAUCGCUGCCACUUGGUAGGAAUUGAGGAGGUGGAAGGUCUCUCACUCUCCUGGUUAUGUAGUUGGUAAGAGUUCAAUUAGAUUUGUUAACAGUGUCACCGCAGUGUGUUUGGAUGGGCUGUGCUAAACUUUUUCAUUUUAAAAUGUAUGAAGGUACUCAAUAAUUUAAUGUAAUUCUUUGGGUUUAUAUUCAUGGAGAACAUACUAUCAAGUUAUUUUGAAUUGGUUUCCAUGCCUUUUCCUUUA
Messenger RNA from Phalaenopsis equestris, 1303 nucleotides. Its product is annotated as protein RTF2 homolog. NCBI's taxonomy places the organism in Eukaryota, Viridiplantae, Streptophyta, Magnoliopsida, Asparagales, Orchidaceae. The coding region runs from base 46 to 1083 and encodes 345 amino acids. The record is from RefSeq and is a predicted model, not a curated record. The transcript has a single exon. Gene Ontology annotation, cellular component: nucleus. Gene Ontology annotation, molecular function: protein binding. Gene Ontology annotation, biological process: mitotic DNA replication termination; site-specific DNA replication termination at RTS1 barrier.